Phaethon lepturus (White-tailed tropicbird) is the source of this 1350-nucleotide messenger RNA. It is a transcript of the gene TFAP2B, whose product is annotated as transcription factor AP-2 beta (activating enhancer binding protein 2 beta). The transcript is spliced from 8 exons. Gene Ontology annotation, biological process: regulation of cell population proliferation; regulation of transcription by RNA polymerase II; anatomical structure development. Gene Ontology annotation, cellular component: nucleus. The coding region runs from base 1 to 1344 and encodes 447 amino acids. Gene Ontology annotation, molecular function: DNA-binding transcription factor activity, RNA polymerase II-specific; RNA polymerase II transcription regulatory region sequence-specific DNA binding. NCBI's taxonomy places the organism in Eukaryota, Metazoa, Chordata, Aves, Phaethontiformes, Phaethontidae. The record is from RefSeq and is a predicted model, not a curated record.
AUGUUAGUCCACACCUAUUCCGCCAUGGACCGGCAUGAUGGAGUGCCCAGCCACAGUUCCAGGCUGUCCCAGCUGGGAUCCGUCUCCCAGGGACCCUACUCCAGCGCUCCUCCGCUCUCUCACACCCCAUCCUCGGAUUUCCAGCCGCCUUACUUCCCACCCCCCUACCAGCCUCUUCCUUACCACCAAAGCCAGGACCCUUACUCCCAUGUCAAUGACCCCUACUCCCUAAACCCCUUGCAUCAACCCCAGCAGCACCCCUGGGGACAGAGGCAGAGGCAAGAGGUGGGAUCAGAAACCGGGUCACUGCUGCCACAGCCUCGGGCCUCCCUGCCCCAGCUCUCGGGACUGGACCCCAGGCGGGACUACCACUCAGUAAGGAGGCCAGAUGUCCUUCUGCACUCAGCUCACCAUGGCCUUGACUCCGGCAUGGGGGACAGCCUUUCUCUGCAUGGCAUCGGCCACCCAGGGAUGGAGGAGGUCCAGUCAGUUGAAGAUGCCAAUAACAGCGGUAUGAACUUAUUGGACCAGUCUGUCAUUAAAAAAGGAUCAAUUUCGCUUUUGCCGGUUCCUCCAAAAUCUGUUACUUCUUUGAUGAUGAAUAAAGAUGGCUUCCUGGGUGGAAUUUCAGUCAAUACCGGAGAGGUGUUUUGCUCUGUACCUGGCCGCUUGUCUUUGCUUAGUUCAACUUCAAAGUAUAAAGUAACUGUGGGAGAAGUUCAAAGACGCCUUUCUCCUCCAGAGUGUCUGAAUGCAUCCCUUCUAGGAGGAGUACUUAGAAGAGCCAAAUCGAAAAACGGGGGGAGAUCUUUGCGAGAAAGGCUAGAAAAAAUCGGUUUGAAUUUACCAGCCGGCAGGCGUAAGGCCGCAAAUGUCACUUUACUCACCUCCCUGGUGGAAGGUGAGGCCGUUCAUUUAGCUCGGGAUUUUGGGUACAUCUGCGAAACGGAGUUCCCAGCCAAAGCUGUUUCUGAGUACCUGAACAGACAGCACACGGACCCCAGCGACCUCCACUCCAGGAAAAACAUGCUGCUUGCUACAAAGCAACUUUGUAAAGAAUUUACAGAUCUCUUGGCCCAGGACAGGACACCCAUUGGAAACAGCCGGCCCACCCCUAUUUUGGAACCGGGCAUUCAGAGCUGCUUGACUCACUUCAGCCUCAUCACUCACGGCUUUGGGGCCCCCGCUAUCUGCGCUGCCCUCACGGCCCUUCAAAACUACCUGACUGAAGCUCUCAAAGGCAUGGACAAGAUGUUCUUGAACAACAACACUGCUAACAGGCACACAUCUGGCGAAGGACCAGGUAGUAAAACUGGAGACAAGGAAGAGAAACACAGAAAAUGAGAGAGA